This is a messenger RNA of Trypanosoma grayi, 312 nucleotides long. RefSeq lists its product as hypothetical. The record is from RefSeq and is a predicted model, not a curated record. The annotation marks the transcript as partial. The transcript has a single exon. NCBI's taxonomy places the organism in Eukaryota, Euglenozoa, Kinetoplastea, Trypanosomatida, Trypanosomatidae.
AUGGCGUUCAAUCUGCAGCAGAAGGUGUUCCGCAUUCCCAGCAACAUCGUGGUGUCGCUCGGCCUCCGCUGGGACUUCAUCGGGGCGGACCCCCUCGACCUCGACCUCAGCGCGGUGUGCUUCACCAGCGAGGGCAUGCUGCUGGACUGCGUCUUCUUCAACCACCCGUUCCCGCAGGGCACCAACGAGGCGGCGCUGCGCGACUCCGGCCUGCUCGUCGACCCGCAGCAGCUGCCGUACAUGUUCGUUGGCGGCGACAGCCGUAUCGGCGGGGAGGAGGAGAACCAACUGCCCGGCCUCGCCCUCGCCGCC